AUGUUUAACAGAGGAGAGAGAAUAACAUCGCUAGGCGGCGGCGUUGGUGGCAGCGGCGGUAAUGGGAAUGCCAAUAGCUCGGUCACUAGGAAUUUUAGCGGCACAAAUAACCACAUAAACUCUAACAACAAUGUGAAGCAAGAACUAGCAGAGGAGCAGAAGUCGGAAAUUAGAGAGGCGUUCCAGUUAUUUGAUAUGGAUGGUGAUGGACAACUUGACUACCAUGAAACAAAAGUAGCUUUUAGAGCGCUAGGAUUUGACUUAAGCAAACGCGAGGUUCUAGACAUUAUUCGAGAGUAUGAUCUCAAUGACUCGCAUCGAUUAUCGUAUGAGAAUUUUUUCAAAGUAGUUGGCGAAAUGAUAUUGAAACGGGAUCCAUUAGAAGAGAUUCGUCGUGCUUUUCAAUUGUUUGACACAGAGGGCACUGGAUUGAUAAGUGUACGAAGUCUUAAGAAGAUCUCGCGAGAUUUGGGCGAAAACUUAAGCGACGAGGAACUAAAAGCAAUGAUUGAAGAAUUCGAUCUAGAUGAAGACGGAGGAAUCAAUGAAGAAGAAUUUAUACGAAUUUGUACUGAAUAA
Lodderomyces elongisporus is the source of this 579-nucleotide messenger RNA. RefSeq names its product centrin (gene CDC31). NCBI's taxonomy places the organism in Eukaryota, Fungi, Ascomycota, Pichiomycetes, Serinales, Debaryomycetaceae. Gene Ontology annotation, biological process: spindle pole body duplication. Gene Ontology annotation, molecular function: microtubule binding; calcium ion binding. The transcript has 2 exons. The record is from RefSeq and is a predicted model, not a curated record. Bases 1 to 579 code for a protein of 192 amino acids. Gene Ontology annotation, cellular component: half bridge of spindle pole body; mitotic spindle pole body.